Messenger RNA from Prunus mume (Japanese apricot), 414 nucleotides. The record is from RefSeq and is a predicted model, not a curated record. Lineage: Eukaryota; Viridiplantae; Streptophyta; Magnoliopsida; Rosales; Rosaceae.
AUGAGCAAUCUUGAAUGGUUAGAUCUGUCUUCAAACAAACUUGCUGGUGAUAUUCCGAAGCAACUGGCAAAUUUGACGUCACUAUCAAAGUUCAAUAUUUCCAAAAAUCAACUUGUGGGGCCCAUACCUCAUGGCAAGCAAUUUGAUACAUUUGAAAAUGAUUCAUAUAGUGGAAAUACAGGAUUGUGUGGAUUGCCACUUUCUAAAACAUGCAGUGCACAUCAGUCACCACCAUCGUCAAUCCAACAAGAGGAUGAUUUGGAGCAUGGGAAUGGUUUUGAUUGGAAGGUAGUGUUGAUGGGGUAUGCAUCUGGUGUGGUAAUUGGAAUAUCUAUGGGAUAUCUUGUACUCUCUAAUGGAACACUAGAUUGGCUUGUUAAAGUGGUAGGAAGAAAGCAUGUCGUAGAAUUAUGA